AUGCUAAAUGAAAGGGUGGAUGCUCUUGAACAAUAUGGGCGAAGAAACACCCUUGAAAUACACGGGAUUCCUGCUGCGCGUGAAGAGAAUACCAGAGACCUGGUGCUGGCUGCCUGUAAAGCGGUCGGAGUCGAGCUGCGUCCGGAGGCGAUUGACUGCUGUCACCGCCUUGCCAAGGGAGCAAAUCAACGCUCGCCGGGAAUCAUACCCAAGUUCGUCCGACGCGAUGUCGCACACAUGGUCCUCGACAAGAAAAAACAAAUGAGGAAUCUUUCUUCGCGCGCCGUUGGUGUUCAGGGUGAGGAACACUCUGUUUUCAUCAACUUGUCGCUGACUGUGAUGCGGAGGAAGAUAUUAUCUCAGGUAAAGAAGCUGCAAAAGGAUCACGGAUUCAAGUAUGUGUGGGUGGAUAAAGCGGGCAAUAUAAAGGUGAGACCAGUUUAUAAGGGUAGGGUCACAGUGAUUAAUAAUGAUACGGAACUGAACGCUUUCAUUGCUGCUUUAGCGUAA
Messenger RNA from Nilaparvata lugens (brown planthopper), 510 nucleotides. RefSeq lists its product as uncharacterized. The record is from RefSeq and is a predicted model, not a curated record. The transcript has a single exon. NCBI's taxonomy places the organism in Eukaryota, Metazoa, Arthropoda, Insecta, Hemiptera, Delphacidae. The coding region runs from base 1 to 510 and encodes 169 amino acids.